Molecule: messenger RNA, 1276 nt
Organism: Ostrea edulis (European flat oyster)
Lineage: Eukaryota; Metazoa; Mollusca; Bivalvia; Ostreida; Ostreidae
Exons: 32
Coding region: 64-1242 (392 amino acids)
Source: RefSeq, a predicted model, not a curated record
AUUCAUUACCUGUUCAGUGUUUUGUUACUCGGCACUGUGUGACAAGUGAAUUCAAUAUCAAAAAUGACUGACAUCCAUCGUAUGGUAUCACUCCUGUUCAUCGCUGUGAUUGCAUUCUAUAUUGCGGAAGCAACAAAAACGACCACAGCACCAACAAGCAGUAGUACAACAAAAACGACCACAGCACCAACAAGCAGUAGUACAACAAAAACGACCACAGUACCAACAAGCAGUAGUACAACAAAAACGACCACAGUACCAACAAGCAGUAGUACAACAAAAACGACCACAGUACCAACAAGCAGUAGUACAACAAAAACGACCACAGUACCAACAAGCAGUAGUACAACAAAAACGACCACAGUACCAACAAGCAGUAGUACAACAAAAACGACCACAGUACCAACAAGCAGUAGUACAACAAAAACGACCACAGUACCAACAAGCAGUAGUACAACAAAAACGACCACAGUACCAACAAGCAGUAGUACAACAAAAACGACCACAGUACCAACAAGCAGUAGUACAACAAAAACGACCACAGUACCAACAAGCAGUAGUACAACAAAAACGACCACAGUACCAACAAGCAGUAGUACAACAAAAACGACCACAGUACCAACAAGCAGUAGUACAACAAAAACGACCACAGUACCAACAAGCAGUAGUACAACAAAAACGACCACAGUACCAACAAGCAGUAGUACAACAAAAACGACCACAGUACCAACAAGCAGUAGUACAACAAAAACGACCACAGUACCAACAAGCAGUAGUACAACAAAAACGACCACAGCACCAACAAGCAGUAGUACAACAAAAACGACCACAGUACCAACAAGCAGUAGUACAACAAAAACGACCACAGUACCAACAAGCAGUAGUACAACAAAAACGACCACAGUACCAACAAGCAGUAGUACAACAAAACCGACCACAGUACCAACAAGCAGUAGUACAACAACAACGACCAAAGCACCAACAAGCAGUAGUACAACAACAACGACCAAAGCACCAACAAGCAGUAGUACAACAACAACGACCAAAGCACCAACAAGCAGUAGUACAACAACAACGACCAAAGCACCAACAAGCAGUAGUACAACAACAACGACCAAAGCACCAACAAGCAGUAGUACAGCAUCUUCGAUGCCGUCAUCGGGAAGUAAUCUGUUGUCUCAUUUGGUGGCACAAAUAGUUUUCACCUUUUUUCUUACAUUUUCUUACCUUUUCUGCUUUUAAUUUGCGAAAAAUAAAAACUCUGUAGCAAAAAAAA